AUGGCUGCAACAUCUGAUACCAAUGGUACCUCGAUCCACCAUGACGCGAUCAAACGCCUCCCCGAUGCAUUCUACGAUGACUUCCUUUCCGACCUUGCCAAAGAAAGGAAGCCGAGCGCAAUCCGUAGUUUGUUCCCACUGGAGAAAACCCCCGGUUUGAUCUCCCUUUUGGCGGGCAAGCCGAAUGCUUCGACAUUUCCGUUCACCUCCCUGACUUUCAAUGCGCGUUCGCCCAUCAACCCUGAAGAAGAAACGACGCUCACCGUCUCGGGAGAUGAUCUCGCACAAGGGUUGCAAUACGGCGACACUGCCGGCUUGAAAGCCCUUCUCGAUUGGCUUCAUGGUCUCCAGGAACGCAACCACGGACGCAAAUCUGGAGAAGGCUGGAGAAUAUCAAUCGGUUCGGGGUCUCAGGAUUUGAUUUACAAAGCUGUCGCUGCGAUGGUCAACCCUGGUGAUUCUGUUCUGGUCGAAUCUCCUGUCUAUGCCGGUGUUAUUCCGAUGUUCCACAGUUUGCACUGUAAUCAGAUCGAAGUAAACACAGACUCCCAAGGGAUACAGUCAGCUUCCCUGAGAACAAUUCUAGAACAAUGGCCUGAGGGAACACCCAAGCCUAAAGUUCUAUAUACGGUGCCGUAUGGGUGUAACCCAACAGGGAUGACAGCAACUCUGGAGAGACGCAAAGAAGUUCUCAAGUUAGCCCGAGAGCACAAUUUUAUUAUCCUGGAAGACGAUCCCUACUUUUACCUCUACUACGGCAAGGCGCCGAGAUACCCAUCGUACUUUGCGUUGGAGCUUGAAGAGCCAGAGGUCGGCCGUGUACUCCGGUUCGACAGCCUGUCGAAGAUUCUGUCUGCCGGCAUACGCAUCGGCUUCGCGUCAGGUCCGGAAGCCCUCCUCAAGGCAAUAGACCAACAUACGGCGACGUCCAACUUGCAGACUUCUUCUCUCACACAAGCGAUCGUGUUUAAAUUGCUUGAUUCAUGGGGAUACGAAGGCUUCCGUAUCCAUACUGAGCGUGUUUCCGCGUUCUACGCUGCGAAGAGGGAUGUGUUUGAGCGCGCAAUGAACAAAUACCUUACUGGCCUCGCGGAAUGGAGUACCCCUGAAGCAGGCAUGUUCUUCUGGUUCAAACUGCGUCUGAACGACACUCCCGACGCAGACGCGCAUGCGGACUCGGGCGAUUCCGCAGCCGUGAUCAGAACCAAAGCCGUCGAAAAGGGCGUGCUCGCGCUGCCAGGCACCGUCUUCCUUCCCAACGGGCGCGCGACACCGUACGUCCGCGCGUCGUUCAGCUUAAUCGGGGAGGAGGACGUGGAUAAGGCCAUACAACGAUUGCGGGACGCGAUUCUCGACGCGCGCGUUGCUUCUGGUUCGACUGCGUGA
Molecule: messenger RNA, 1386 nt
Organism: Psilocybe cubensis
Lineage: Eukaryota; Fungi; Basidiomycota; Agaricomycetes; Agaricales; Agrocybaceae
Exons: 11
Coding region: 1-1386 (461 amino acids)
Biological process (GO): biosynthetic process
Molecular function (GO): pyridoxal phosphate binding; transaminase activity
Source: RefSeq, a predicted model, not a curated record